This is a messenger RNA of Lineus longissimus, 3784 nucleotides long. RefSeq names its product neprilysin-like. Gene Ontology annotation, molecular function: metalloendopeptidase activity. Lineage: Eukaryota; Metazoa; Nemertea; Pilidiophora; Heteronemertea; Lineidae. The coding region runs from base 34 to 3381 and encodes 1115 amino acids. Gene Ontology annotation, biological process: proteolysis. The transcript is spliced from 16 exons. Gene Ontology annotation, cellular component: plasma membrane. The record is from RefSeq and is a predicted model, not a curated record.
CGCUUCUUAAUAAGAGGCCCGGGAUUUGCCAUCAUGGCAUCGGAGAGCGAAGACGUUAAGCCUCACGGAGGAGGACACGGGAUGAGUACCUCAGGAAAAGUUGCGAUUGUGAUAUUAACGAUUUUAGUCAUUUGUCUUACUGUUGCUUGUGCUAUUUUAGUUCUACUUUUAAUGGAUCCUACUGUUCUUGAAGGAAUAGGAAUAUAUAUGGAUAGAAAUCAUAACAAUGGAAAGGAGCCGACGCCGGCUCCUGUGUUAAGUGAGUGUAAGAGCAGCAAGAUAAGUGAUUUCAAUAUGACUGCUUGCAUGGAAUACCUUCAACAGAACAUUGACACUAUCGAGGAAUCUGGAGAAAGAAUACUACAGAAGGAAUUGAAAAGCAAGUGUAUUUGUCCGAAGCCUAUUUGUCCUGAUAUUUUAACAGUUCCAACUCGACGCGAGCCUUGCCCUACGGCGGCGGAAUUGUGCCCCACGCAAAAGGAAUUAACAGAUAAAGAUACGAGUGAGAACUGCCCUUUGCAAACUUGUCCAACCUUACCAAUGACAUCCGCAAGUCCUACAUGCCCACCCUGUCCAAAACUUACAGUGCCGAAGUGUCCAACCUCUGACGAGUUGUGUCCUACGACGACAGAGCCAAACGCUACACAAAAGCCUCCGAGGCCCGAGACUACCUCACGAAUACUAUGGAAAAUAACUGGAACGACGAAAAGAACACCCACAUGCCCUCCGCCGAUUACCUGUCCAGUUUGUCCGACAAAAGUGAGAGAAGUUUCCACAACUCGGACGCCAUGUCCGACUCUUCGUUGUCCCGAGUGUCCCAAGUUGGUGAUACACGAGUGUCCGAUUAUGAAGUGCCCAACAUGUCCCACGACCCCAUCGCCAUGUCCAACCUGUUCGACGGUUCCAACACCAGCGAACUUGACAUGUCCAACAUGUCCUACAACGCCAUCACCAUGUCCACCAGUUCCAACACCAAAGAAUUUGACAUGUCUAACUUGUCCGACAACUCCAGCUCAAGCUCCAGCUCCUUGUCCAACCUGUCCAACCUGUCCAACCUGUCGGACAGUUCCAACACCACCAGAGCUAAAGUGUCCAACCUGUCCGACAAAUCCACCACCAGUCCCUUCUUCAGAGCAGAAGUCUACAGCAUCUACGUCAAUGCCAAUAACUGCGUCUUCAACAGCUUCUGCGUCGGAGACGUCGUCACCAGCAACCUUGUCAACAACAUUGGACAAACCAUUACAAAUCAAUGUGUCGCAUUCAUGUCCCACCGCCGCGGAGCUCUGCCCAACUCAAUCGUCGGUCGCGUCCGGAGCGGAGAAUGUGAAUGAUUACAAUGAUAUGGACAACUACGACCAAUCUGGGGACGCCAUCCUUGACAUAGACGAGGUCUGCACCUUACCAACUUGUCUGAGUGACGCUGGGCGUAUCCUCUCCGGCAUGGACGCCCCUACAGACCCCUGCGAGAAUUUUCACAAAUUCUCAUGCGGUGGUUGGCAAGUUCCUCGAAGUGCUGGGAAACGAAAUCUAGACGCCAUUGAUUCGUACUUCGAAGAGAUUGAAAAAGACAAUGUAGAGGAUAUUAGGAAAGUAUUGGAAGUACAGGUUGAAAGAAAAACGACAAAAUCAGCAGAAAGGAAGGUUAAGGAAUAUUACGGGUCCUGCGUUUCGAGGCGUGAACGCGUUGUUGACCAACUAUUAUCUCUGAAGCAUGGCUUGAAGAAGCUUGGAGGUUGGAUAAGAAAGGUCGACAAGAUAGAUUUCUCCGACUGGAACCCACGAAAAUACGACCUAAAAGCUUCCAUGAGGGCGGCCCACUUUGAGUUGAUGUCCAAACCGUUUGUAGAGGUGGAUGUCCACUCUGACCUCGGAUUGAAUGGUCAUCCUGUAGCACAUCUUGUGAUAUCGGCAUACGACGUGAAGCCUUGUUCCGAGUACGGCAAGGAGUUUCGUGGCUACCUCCGAGAGUUGGCCAAAGCCUUAAAUCCCGACAGCUACGUGGAGACAUUCGUCCAAGGUGUAUCUUACGUCUACUCAGAACUCUGCAAGGUGAAUAGAUUGGAGAUAGAAGCCUAUGAGAGGUUAGCAUCUGCUUUAGAGCUGGCGAUGCCGCUUUCGUAUUUGAAUGAGACAGUCUCGUGGAUCGAUUGGAUGUCAUUCCUUCAGCCGACUUACUCCGUGGACUGGAGCAGUACGGUUUUCCUCUCACCGGGAACACUACUGAAGCUACAACUGGUCGGAGACAUCAUGCCGAGGCUUUUGGAGAGGAACGUUCGCGAUUACAUGGCGUAUAAGUACAUCGACGACAACAUGCUUGCGAUGCCCAGGACGAUCCAGGAUGUGUUCAUCAAAUACAACAAAGGUUCAACGCAACAACGAAAGUGUGGUCUUGACCUUCAAAAAGGAUCCUACACGUGUUACCACAUUCCUAUAGAACGAUCGUGGCGGAACUGCAUCCAGUUCCCGCUACAGGAGGACAUGGCUUUGGCGGUGACGGCGGAGGUGGAUGGCCAGGUCAACGCGCUGGGAAACAAGGAGCUCAUAAAGAUACGAGACUUCAUCAAGAACUUCGUCGCCCAUCGAACGAGUACCCUGCCAUGGCUUGCAGAGGCGUUGCAACACAAGUUUGAAACCCAGAUUCAAAGCAUAAUGUCUACGUUAGCAGAACCAAAAUGGGCUAAAAAUCACAACAAACUAGAUAGUUAUUAUGAAAAGCUUUCUAUAAACCAGAGCGAACCUUUUCUUUCCAACUACCUCAGAAGCAGAAAGUUUACUCAGGGUUUAAAAUCGUUGUAUCUGGAAGCGCCAACGAAGGAUAAGUUUAGGAAUCUACGGCAUUCAUUCCUGUUGAACAUCCGGAAGAAUCAAACCCGUUUGAUUGUUGACGCUCCCAUUGUUACAAUGAGGCAGCCUCUCUACAAGGCAAGAGGACUCGAGUAUCUAAAUUACGGCGGCAUCGGACACAUCAUCAGCUAUGAGUUCGGUCAGGCAGUUUAUGCCAUGUCGGAUCGACUCAUGGCAGAAAACAUAAAAGAUGAAUUCAACUGUUUAUCGAAAUAUGCAAAUAUAUCAGGAAUGACAAAGCGUGAUGAAGUUCUGACGGGUGUGAUGCUUGAUAUCCUGGGAGUUAACUGGGCCUUUGAGGCAUACCAGUCAGCUGCUAAGUUAGGUGAUGCGAAGGCUCAAUUCCUCCCUGGCGUUCCUUACACUCCGGAUCAAGUCUUCUUCAUAAAUACAGCUCAGGUCUGGUGUACCAUUGACGGAAAGAACGCCGAAGCGAGGGUGAACAACAUCAUGUCCGAGACACCACACUUCAUUACAUCAUUUCAGUGUCCUGCCGAGUCGCGAUUGAAUACGGGAAGAUCGUGUGGAAUUCGAUAGUCACAUAACUCGGAUUUGGACUAAAUUUCCAAGAGAAACUAGCGAGUCAGGGAGUCAUAAGUCAUAAGACAUGAUACAUGGUUUUGGGCAAAGUAAUGACACCUUUGCAGCCAAUACGUCAACUUUGAUAAUUCUGUAUCUAGAUUAUGUAUUUUAUAUUUGCCAUUUCUAAAUGUUGCUGUUUGGUGGGUACCGGUGUGAGGUAGUCAGGGCGUAUAUGAUUUUACCCUGUGCUGUCAUCUUCUGCCGAGAACAUAUGGGCAGUGUCAGAGUUCUUCCUUCGGUUGAAUUGGGAUCGAGUUCAUGUACAUAAAACGAUUAUCUAUAGGUGGUUAUGAAACUUAAUGCUAGUACUAUUGAUGUACAUCAUGUUAACUAAAUAGUCAAGCGUAUCAUUGUCAAA